Ricinus communis (castor bean) is the source of this 2458-nucleotide messenger RNA. RefSeq names its product DNA polymerase eta. Gene Ontology annotation, cellular component: site of double-strand break; nucleus; replication fork. Gene Ontology annotation, molecular function: DNA-directed DNA polymerase activity; damaged DNA binding. The record is from RefSeq and is a predicted model, not a curated record. The transcript is spliced from 16 exons. Bases 119 to 2170 code for a protein of 683 amino acids. NCBI's taxonomy places the organism in Eukaryota, Viridiplantae, Streptophyta, Magnoliopsida, Malpighiales, Euphorbiaceae. Gene Ontology annotation, biological process: error-prone translesion synthesis; response to radiation.
UAACUAAAUAAAUAAGUAAAACUUAAUCAACACAAAAGGGUUACAAGCAGAACACAAGAGGUAAUGAUUAUGGAGGGAAAAAGAAGUUAAAGAAAGAAGAGGAGAGAAGAGAAUAAAAAUGCCGGUGGCAAGACCCGAAUCAUCGGAUUCAAGAAUUAUCGCACACGUCGACAUGGAUUGUUUCUACGUGCAAGUGGAGCAGCGAAAGCAGCCACAGUUAAGGGGUUUGCCCACAGCCGUUGUACAGUACAAUGAGUGGAAAGGUGGAGGCUUAAUCGCUGUUAGUUACGAGGCUCGAAAAUUCGGAGUCAAACGUUCGAUGAGAGGUGACGAAGCAAAGGAAGUUUGUCCACAAAUUCUGCUGGUUCAAGUCCCUGUAGCACGUGGUAAAGCUGAUUUAAAUGUUUACCGGAAUGCUGGUUCUGAGGUGGUUUCCAUUCUUGCAAGGAAGGGUCGAUGUGAGAGGGCUUCAAUUGAUGAAGUUUAUCUUGACCUUACUGAUUCUGCGGAAGCUAUGUUAAAAGACACUCCUCCUAAUAGCUUGGAUGUAAUAGAUGAUGAAGUUUUGAAAUCACAUGUUUUGGGUCUGAAGAAUGAGAAUGGAAAUGAUGCUAAAGAAGAUGUGAGGGAAUGGCUAUGUAGAAAUGAUGCUGAUCACCGUGAUAAAUUAUUAGCUUGUGGGGCCAUUAUAGUUGCAGAACUUAGGAUGCAAGUUUUGAAGGAGACUGAAUUUACAUGUUCUGCUGGCAUUGCUCAUAAUAAGAUGUUAGCCAAACUUGCAAGUGGUAUGAAUAAACCUGCACAACAAACUGUUGUACCUUGCGCAUCUGUAAAGGAAUUGCUUGAUUCAUUGCCAAUCAAGAAAAUGAAACAACUUGGAGGGAAACUGGGAUCUUCUCUACAAAAUGAACUGGGUGUGGAUACUGUUGGAGAUCUCCUGCAGUUUUCAGAGGAGAAGCUACAAGAUCGUUAUGGCAUUAAUACUGGUACCUGGUUGUGGAACAUCGCCAGAGGAAUUAAUGGGGAAGAAGUUCAGGGACGCCUUCUUCCUAAGAGCCAUGGUUCGGGGAAGUCAUUCCCUGGUCCUCGGGCUUUAAAGACAAUUGCUUCUGUUCAACACUGGCUGAAUCAACUAUGUGAAGAACUAAGUGAACGCCUUUGCUCUGAUUUGGAGCAAAACAAGCGGAUGGCACACACCCUUACUCUGCAUGCUAGUGCAUACAAGUCUAGCGACUCAGAUUCACAUAAAAAGUUCCCUUCAAAAUCUGGGCCGUUGAGGUAUGGGACGGCCAAGAUUCAAGAAGAUGCAUUCAACUUGUUUCAAGCUGGAUUACGUGAAUAUUUGGGUGCACAUGGAGUCAAGGUUCUGGGAAGUCAUCACAAUGGAUGGGGAAUAACAGGUCUAUCUGUUUCAGCAAAUAAAAUUAUCGAUCUACCCUCUGGAACAUCUUCAAUCAUGAAAUACUUUAAUGGCCAAAGUUCAUUUCACUGUCCUUCAAAGCAAACACCAGAUAGCUUCAUCCAUGAUGCUCCACCAUCGUCCCCCUCAGGUUGUGAGAGCUCUGAGAUGCAAAUUGAAUAUGGUGUUCCUUGUUUGGAUCAACCAGAACAGAAAAUCGCUGCUAGCAAAGAUCAGGAUUCAUUUUACUCCUCAGCCAUACAAACAAAAGAUGGUUUCAUGCUUGGUUCAGGGGUUCAUUCAGGGAGUGAAAGUUGCUCAGGACUAACCCAAAGUAACUCCAAAGGAUGUUUUCCUGGGGAUGAGUUCAGGGCUACAAUGCCCAGCCUUGUGCACAAGGAACAGAAAAAAAAUGCUGUGAGAGACAAGGGAACAAUCUUGGAAUUUUUCAAGAACUGUAAUCCCUCCUGCUCUUCAUCAAAACUGGAAAGUAUUGACAGGGUUCGAGGUUCAGAAGUAAACCUAGUUGAGCUGGGAAAGGAGAGCCUUCUUGCAGAGCACAGGGCAAAUUAUGACAGGCAUAAUUUAACUCAGAAUGCAGAGAGGGAAUCAUGGAACUACAAAAUUGAUGAGAUUGACCCGUCUGUGAUUAACGAGUUACCACCAGAAAUUCAAGAUGAGGUUCGGGCUUGGCUCCAACCUCACAAGCGUGCCAGAAUAGUUAAAAAAGGUGCUACCAUUGCCCAUUAUUUCUCACCACCUAAAACAUGAACAAAUGACAUGUCAUAGUCAGAUAGUGUACCUUGUAUCUGUAUAUAGGGAAUAUCAUAUCUUGUAUAUAGAUUCUUUUACUUAUGGAUAACUAAAUUAGACUUGGAACCUCAAAAUCAAAGUUUCUUGAGGUUAAAUCCAUGUCUGACAUCUUAUCUACAUAUAUUCUUUUAUGUGCGAUUUGUGAUAGGUUGCAACAUUGUGUCUUGUUACUGAAAAAAAAUAUGGAACUUGUAUCAUGUAACUUGGAGUUAAUUGCCUUUGUAAUUAAGCUUCUGUAUUAUUUCA